AUGAAUCUUCAUCCAUCUCAGUCACGGCGGCGUCCACCCAAUGCCUCUCCAUCGCCGAUAGCUUUCCCCAACGAUCUCAUCAUCGAAGUACUCUCCUUACUUGCUGUCAAAUCUAUAAUGCGAAUGAGAUGCGUCAGUAAGUUCUGUAACUCCCUCUAUACUGAUCCUUUCUUUGUGAAAUUGCACUUUCACCGAUCUCCACAAGAGCCUCACCUCGCACUUGUCACUGCCGAUCCAAACACUUUCAGACUCGUACCUUUCCCGGUAAGAAAUUUACUUGAGAACACACCGGUCACCCUUGCCGAUGACCCUUGCUACGUUGUCAACAACUAUUUCUCCCAAUUGGAUCUUGUCCACCAUGUGAUUGGAUCAUGCAAUGGAUUGAUCUCUAUCCUCAGUUAUGCAGAUAUAGAGUCAUUCUUUUGGUUGAGUUUUUGGAACCCAUCCACAAGAGCAAUGUCUAAACAACUAGGGUUUAAUUUUGAUCUUUUUAGUGGUAAGAUUAAAGACCCUACAUCUUUCAAGUUCUCAUUCGGUUAUGAUAAUUCAACCAACAAUUAUAAGGUAGUGAUGUUAAAAUUUCACAGUGACAAAUUAAUGGUAGUUGAAGCAAAAAUUUUCAGUCUGCGUGAUAAUGUUUGGAGAGACAUUCAAAAUUUUCCUGUAGUUCCUUUUCAAAUGAUCAGAUUUCGCCAUCAAGUGAACGAAAGUGUGUACUUGAAUGGCACUCUUAAUUGGUUGGCUAUUUAUGAUUUUAAUGUUACUUAUGUCGAAGUAAUUAUUUCUCUUGAUCUCGGAACAGAGAAAUACAGGCAGAUACAUCUACCUCCUAGUUUUGAUGAGAAGCCUUAUGUUGACCCAAUUAUCGGUGUAUUGAUGAAUGUCCUUUGCUUUUCUUAUCAUUUCAAACAUACUCAUUUUAUAAUAUGGAAAAUGAUGGAAUUCGGAGUUGAAGAAUCUUGGACUCAAUUCCUUAAAAUUAGCUAUGAAAGUCUUGAUAUCGAUCCUUACUAUAUGGGUCGCAGAUUUUAUUUGAUUCCAUUGGUGCCAUUGUAUCUUUCGGAAAAUGGUGAAACACUGAUAUUGGCAACCAGCUUAGAAGACCAAGCAAUUCUCUAUAAUAUAAGAGAUAACAAUUCCGUGAAAACUAGAAUUACCAAUAAUAUAUCUUGGUUCUCGGUUAAGAAUUAUGUUAAAAGCUUGGCUUCAAUUCGUUAA
Molecule: messenger RNA, 1218 nt
Organism: Lathyrus sativus (Indian pea)
Lineage: Eukaryota; Viridiplantae; Streptophyta; Magnoliopsida; Fabales; Fabaceae
Source: the annotation of a GenBank genome assembly